AUGCCCCUUGAAUCGCUUCCCAGUUUCUUCACCGGUGUCUCUGAUUCCUCAUGGUCGCAUUUUGACCUCAAUAUCGCGUCCGGAGUGGCCAUUUUUUUCGGAGGCCAAGCAGCGGUAUCUGUGUUUGCAUUGCGACCGCUGUAUGGUCGUAUAUGGCAUGGAUGGUACAACGCACCUGGAUGCCAUGCAAUUGUGUGGGCGCUGGUUAGAACAUUGUUGCAGGGUUCCUCCUCAUCGUAUUCAGAGAGACUCGCGCUUUCUCUUGGUCUAGAUGGCAAGGAAGGACCACAAUACAUUGCAUCGCGGUCAGGAACGGUCAUGCCGCAUACUCGCCAUCUUGCCUACGUGCUUAACAAAAGCAACUGGGAAGGCAAGGAGUGCAAGCCAGUGCCCGUGGGUCAGAGGAACAGCCCGACGCCGAUGCAAUUGAUAAUCGUGGACUUCAAGAAGAAGGUGCUGACGGAAAACGACACGCUACCCCCAAGAAGUUCUCGUCACUCUUCAUUGUCCAUGAUCGCCAGCGCCACUAGCAUCGCAGCUUGCGCCAUUUGUGCCAGUGUUGAGGACUGGUUAUCCUUCAAGAUGAUUCUGCUUGGGAUAAUCUCCUCUGGGAUCACUUCUUUCAUCAUGUCCAUUGGGCAUAUAACCCUUGAACGACUCAAACCAGCCCAUGGAGCUCCACGUGGAGACGGGAUGCUACUAUCGGAUAGUCGUAUUGUAAUAUUGAGGGGCAAUGAGGAGGACGUUAAUGCUGUGACCAAGGGAAAACUGCGAUUGGAGCUCAAGGGAGGGGGUUACACUGUCCUUCUCUGCGCAUUCAUAGCGUUGUUGCAAGUUACCCUACAGGUCGUCUUCAUGCCUUUCGGAUCGCUACCAGGACAACUCAUGUUCCUGUUAUCACUCCUAGUGUCUGGGGUAUGCAACCUAUAUCUAUCAACAAACGAAGAUGAUGUGAAAUCAAGUGCCCUCAUCGCCCUAUUGAAUACUCCAGAGGUGAAAACGUACCAAGCCCAUUCUAGGGCAGCCGCUGCCACUCUGGCGAGCUUAGCGCUCUGUUGGGAGUCUAGCACACCACCUAGGCAAGUCCUCCGGGCGAUUAUCCCCAUCAGACAAAGAGCGUGGAAGGCCUGGUCUGAGUUUAUCGUGGAGAAUAUCAGGGAGAAGAGGACGCAUUAUGUGUGGGGGGAGAACAAGUCAACAAAACGUCUGGAUGAAGAAGAAUCGAAGCUUUUACACGCGCUCAUUGAUGACGCUCAUGCAGCGCACGACCAGUAUAUUAAGGAUCACAAUAUUACAUAG
This is a messenger RNA of Suillus plorans, 1299 nucleotides long. RefSeq lists its product as uncharacterized. The coding region runs from base 1 to 1299 and encodes 432 amino acids. NCBI's taxonomy places the organism in Eukaryota, Fungi, Basidiomycota, Agaricomycetes, Boletales, Suillaceae. The transcript has a single exon. The record is from RefSeq and is a predicted model, not a curated record.